ACCAGAAGCACUCAACGAGAGGCCAGAGAAGCCCAGAGAACAAUUCAGAGACGCAGAUUGCUCAGCAGGGUGGCAAGCAGUGCUUUUCCACCGAGAUGUUUCCCCCAAAUGCAAGGACCAGGCAGCUAAACGGCACUUGUGACUGCUCAGUGGACAUGGAGCUCUUCCUCCAUUACUCCCUCAUCCCAUCAUUUUUCAUCAUUUUGGUCUUGUCCUUUCUCCAAAGAAGAGAGCAACACAGAGAGAGAGAUGACACUUACCUUCUGCGGAACCGCUUCGGAAUGAUCAUACCUCUGGACUUCGUGGGCACUUUCAGUAAUCGAUGGUCCUAUGGAGUUGCCUUUGGGGCCACAGCCAAUAAGGUCAUGUUCUUGUUCUCAGAAGGUUACCAGCCCCUGAUGGUCCCGCAGUGGGCCCAAGCCUUUGUGCUUCUGAUCGGUGGCAUCGAAGUUGGCCUGUCCCACUUCCCCUUUUUCGCCUGCCUCUCAUCGGAGUUCAGGCUGGUCAGCUCCGUCCUGGGCUUCAGCUACUCUCUUGUCUGGUUUGUGGUCACCACCCUUUACAUCAUACAGUGUCCCCAUGGGCAGUUCGUGGGGAAUUACGAGACUGUCAUGUUCUACUGGCCCUCGUUGCUCUGCCUAGCCUUCCUGCUGGGCCGCUUCCUGCACAUAUUUGUCAAAUCUCUGAGGGUCCACCUGGGCUGGGAGCUCCAGAUGGAAGAAAAACCUUUCCUGGAAGUUCACCAGGCAGAGCACGUCAAGCAGCUCCUGAGGAAGUGCCCCCUUCAAGAAAGAAAUAAGUCUUGGUUCCAAACCAGGAUAUAUGAGUGGGACCCCUACUUUCAGUUCCCAAGCAGGAUGAUUGGAACAAUUGUGUUGGCUUUCAUCUGCCUGUACCUUUUCAUUGUUAUUGAGUUCUGCGUGUUCGUGUAUGUGAGAGAUGAGCUGGAUGUGUUUGAAGGGGAAUUGGAGAGCUACAUCACCUCCAUGAACCAGACAGGGACCCAAGUCCUCCUGCAGGUGAAAGAGCUGAUUAACAUCACCAAAGAAGUCUGGGUGGUGACCAUUUUGCCUGCCUCCCUCACAUGUGUGAGCUACCUGUUCCACAUCUUGGCUUGUUACAGAAAGCACAUCAAGAGGUUGUGGGCAGGGGAUAAACACUUUCUUCCUCUGAAGUUUCAUAAUCCUUCCUCAUCUGAGAGUGUGGUGGCCAUUGCAAGGUACUCUGGCUGGCAGAUAGCCUAUAUUCUGUGGGGCUACCUCAUCAUUCAUGUGAUGCAGAGCCUGUGUGGCCUGGCGAUCAUGUACAGCCUGGUGCUUCCCAUCAUCCACCAUCAGGCACUGGAGAUGCUCCGAGGACUAGGCAUCGGGAUCCUCACCGUAUCCAUCGUCCUGGGUCUCAUGGUCCUGCAGGUAUGGAUCGCCACCAGCUUCUUCCUGCAACCAAAGAUGGGGACAGAUGACAAGCAGAAGCCCCUGGCUCUCAACAACAGAAGAGCGUUCCACAACUUCAACUACUUUCUGUUCUUCUACAACGUGCUGCUGGGCCUGGGCGCCUGCCUCUCCAGGCUUUUCAUCAGCUGUGUCCUGGGCACGUGGCUGAUCGCCCGCAUCGACAGGACCAUCCUGCAGAGUGGCUAUGAGAGAGCAGACAUGGGGUUCAGUGCAUGGAUUGGCAUGCUCUAUGUAGAUCAUUAUCACACCAACCCCGUGCUCGUCAGCUUUUGUCAUAUCCUGAUCACCGGCCACAGGGAGAGGAGGCUACAGCAGACCAUCAAAUAUUGGUACCUAAAUCAGUCAGCAGGUCCCCGCCUCUCAGCAAGGUCCAGGACAAGGUGGCUCCUGCUGCAGACCCUGAUCAACAACCCCGAACUGGUCAGACUCAGAAAAUCCAGGCCAGGUCUUGGCUCCCAGGAGUUUACCCAGAUUCUGUUGACGUGCUCGGAGAGCUGACACUGACUUCCCACACUGCUGCAAGGUUGUUCCAGGACGACUGCCCCUGAGAAGGCCCAGGCUACUCAGCAGCUGUUCCCUGCAAUGGAAUAGGCUGCACGGCCACUGUCCACUGCAGACUGGCCAUUCUUGGGGUGGCACUUGGGCUGGACAGUGAUGUCUCAGGUCUAAUUCGCUCCCUUGGGAAAAAGAUCAAGAACAAAGGAGAGUUUCUGUUGAACAAACUUUGCCCAAUAAUGAUGUCCACUAUCCCUGGUUAGAAGGCAGCCUUGGGGAGUUCUAUGUUGAGACACACUGGGGAGAACUUCAUGUCACUGACAAAGGUGGUAUAAAAGUCUAUAUCAGGAGAGUUUAA
Molecule: messenger RNA, 2307 nt
Organism: Capra hircus (goat)
Lineage: Eukaryota; Metazoa; Chordata; Mammalia; Artiodactyla; Bovidae
Product: stimulated by retinoic acid gene 6 protein homolog
Exons: 18
Coding region: 96-1952 (618 amino acids)
Biological process (GO): vitamin A import into cell
Cellular component (GO): plasma membrane
Molecular function (GO): signaling receptor activity; retinol transmembrane transporter activity
Source: RefSeq, a predicted model, not a curated record